This is a messenger RNA of Cajanus cajan (pigeon pea), 2267 nucleotides long. NCBI's taxonomy places the organism in Eukaryota, Viridiplantae, Streptophyta, Magnoliopsida, Fabales, Fabaceae. The record is from RefSeq and is a predicted model, not a curated record.
CAUGAUAUUUCUUUGUCAUUGUCUUCGGUCAUCAUCUUCAUCUCCAAUUAUAUCUUCUUCUUGCCGAUGUCGAGGAUCUCUGAAUCUUGAAGAUAAAGCGAGCCUUAGUUUAUUAAUUGUUAGAUUGAGUUAGUUUGUUAGCGGCGGGAUGUAAGAAAUAAGAGAAAUGUUUGAGAGAUUGGGAUAUUUUGUCAAUUAAGAAGACCUAUUGAAAAUGGUGUUCUUUCCUUUCCACUUGUCCAAUACUAAUCUUAAUCUCCGUCUCUUCUUUCUCUUCUCUGUAACUGUAAUAACGCUUCUUCUUCCAACUAGAAGUGAAAUCAAUUUUAACACUUCGUCUGUGUUUGAGGGUAAAAAGCACACAAACAAGGUCUCGACAACAGACAAGGAACGCAAUCUUAAAGUCGAUGAUGUCUUCACGGCGUGCUAUCGGAGGAAAAAUUGCAGGAGCAGUUUCAUUACACGCACACGCUUACCGAGAAGUGACGGUGAUUCUGCUAACGUGGCACCGCUAAUUUACACAACCACGAAAGUAUCGCUUGCGGCAACUUAUACUGUGGUAACAGUUAAUCCUAGUUCUAAUGCUACAGCUUGCAGCACAGGUCGUUGCAAUUCAACUUCUCCAACUCCAUUCUAUGUAACACCGCAGCCAUUAUCAUCGCCACCACCACCAUUGCGAACUCCACUCUAUAUAACACCACGACCAUUAUCAUCUCCACCAUCAAAAUCACCACCAAUGCUAUCACCGCAACCAACAUUAUCACCACCACGAACAUGGGUACCUGCAUAUUCAUCGCCAAGUUCUUCUUUGUCACCAUUGCCAAUAUCAAAACCAGUUGAAACACUUAAGGGUAAUCUGAUACGGAAAAUCAUUAUAGGUGUUGCAAGUGCAGUAAUGGGAGGAUUCAUGAUAUGCAUCAUAAUUUGUUGUUUUAGAUAUAAGUCAUUAGCCCGACCAUUCAAAUUUUUUAGGUCCACAAAGAGUAAUCAAGAUAUUGAAGCAUUCUUAAAAAUUCAUGGAGCUGUAUCACAGAAAAGAUACAAAUUUUCAGAAGUAAAGAAAAUGACCAAUUCCUUCAAAGUUAAACUUGGUCAAGGUGGUUUUGGUGCAGUAUAUGAAGGAAAGCUACCCACUGGUUGUCCUGUGGCUAUAAAGAUAUUGAAUGCAUCCAAAGGAAGUGGUGAAGACUUUAUUAAUGAGGUUGCUAGCAUAAGUAGAACCUCUCAUGUUAAUAUUGUUACACUUCUUGGAUUUUGUUUGGAAGGCCGCAAGAAAGCUCUCAUCUAUGAGUUUAUGGCUAAUGGUUCCCUAGAAAAGUUUAUCUACAAAGGAGGGCCAGAAACCAUUGCAUCUUUGAGUUGGGAGAAUUUGUAUCAAAUCUCAAUAGGGAUUGCUCGUGGGUUGGAGUACUUGCACAGGGGAUGCAACACUCGGAUUUUGCAUUUUGACAUAAAACCACAUAAUAUUCUUUUGGAUGAGAAUUUUUGUCCCAAAAUAUCAGAUUUUGGGCUAGCAAAGCUGUGUCCUAGAAAAGAGAGCAUUAUUUCUAUGUCAAAUACAAGAGGGACAAUGGGGUAUGUUGCUCCAGAAAUGUGCAAUAGACAUUUUGGUGGAGUUUCACACAAGUCUGAUGUUUAUAGCUAUGGAAUGAUGUUGCUAGAAAUGGUAGGAGGGAGGAAAAACAUUAAUGCUGAAGCCAGUCACACAAGUGAGUUAUACUUCCCAUAUUUGGUAUACAGAAGGCUUGAGUUGGAUAAUGAUUUAAGACCGGAUGAGGUGAUGACCGUAGAAGAAAAUGAGAUUGCAAAGAGAAUGACCAUAGUGGGUUUAUGGUGCAUUCAAACGUUUCCGAAUGAUAGACCUACAAUGAGUAAAGUGAUAGAUAUGUUGGAAGGCAGCAUGAAUUCCUUGGAAAUUCCUCCAAAACCUAUGUUUUCUUCUCCUACCAGAUCAGUGACGGAAUCGUCCUCUUGAAAUAAAUUAUAUUUUUAGGCCAAUCUUUAAGUUAUAUUGUAAACAAAUCACUCAAAAUAUUUAUCGGUACUUUUAAUCAUCCUGAAAAGCAAAUGGAUUUCAUGUGUGUUAAAUUGCAGCUACAUUGAUUGCAAAAGUCGGACCAAUUGUGUCAUAAGUCAUAACUUUCUUGUAACGAGCCAAAUCAAAGUAUAUAACACUGGCAAUAGCUCUACAUUCUAGUCUGAUUAGGUUAUAUAGUAUUUUCCUCCAACUUUUAAAAAUUAGAACUACAACUAUAUAGUUCUGAAGU